CAAUAUCAGAAUUCAGAAGUAAGAAAGCAGUAGUAGUAGUAAUUUAAUGGCAGGGAGCGUACAGGUGUCCCUUCCAAUUUCAUGGAGUCUCCACCACCAGCACAAGCAGCGGCAACCGUUGUCUGCCACAACCUGUGCUCUAAGCAAGCAGGGCCACCGCUUCUUCUCCUCCCUCGCCGCCGCAGCUGGAGACGACUCCUCCGCCCAACGUCUGAUCAGGAAGUUCGUCGCCUCAUCAUCCAAGCCCAUUGCUCUCAACGCCCUCUCUCAUCUCCUCUCCUCGGACAAUAUCCACCCCAAUCUCUCCUCUCUGGCUCUCCCCUUGUACACAAGGAUCACCACAACUUCUUGGUUUUAUUGGAACCCUAAGCUGGUGGCAUGUCUCAUUGCUUUACUGGAUCAGCAAGGACAGUUUGAAGACGCGGAAACCCUACUCUCUGAAUCGGUUCAGAAGUUAGGGUUUCGAGACGGAGACCAAGACCUGGCUAUCUUUUACUGCGAUCUGAUCGAUUCCUGUUCCAAGCGCGGAUCAAAGCAAGGUGUUUUAUGGUCUUACGGACAUCUGAAGCAACUCCUGUUCGAUUCCCCCAAUUUUUCUCUGAGACGACGAGCUUCCGAGAUGAUGAUACGAGGCUUGUGUACCCUGGAUCUUCCCCAUGAAGCCGAGAAAUUGAUGGAGGAGAUGACGGCUUUGGAAGGAUUCAAGCCCUCUCCCUUUGAAUUCAAGUGUAUCAUAAAUGGGUAUGGGAGAACAGGAUCUUUCACCGAGAUGCGAAGGGUUCUUGGACUGAUGGAGGAUGAAGGGUACGUUUUGGAUACAAUCUGUUCGAAUAUAGUUCUUUCGUCGUAUGGCGCUCAUUCGGAGCUAUCAGAAUUGGUAUCAUGGCUUCGCAAGAUGAAGGAUUCAGACAUUCAGUUCUCGUUUCGUACUUACAAUACCGUCUUGAAUUCAUGCCCGACAAUUAUGUCGAUUCUUCGAGAUCCCAAGCUUCUUCCCCUUACGAUGGAAGGACUGAUUGAGAAGUUGCCGAAAGAAGAGGGUUUUCUGGUUGAAGAACUGAUUGGAUCGCCAGUGCUAAUGGAAACCUUGAAAUGGAGUUGUUCAGAGGGGAAGUUAGAUUUGCACGGAAUGCACUUGGGUUCUGCCUUGGUGAUCAUGUUACAGUGGAUGGAAGAGCUUAGAUCAGGUUUCCAUAGUGGGAGUUUGGUCGUUCCGGUGACGGUUAUCAUUGUCUGUGGGGCGGGAAGGCAUAGUGGCGUUAGGGGAGAGUCGCCGGUGAAAGCUCUGAUUAAGGAGAUGAUGAUUCGGCUGAGAAGCCCUUUGAGAAUUGAUCGGAAAAAUGUUGGUUGCUUUGUCGCCAAAGGGAAAGCAGUGAAGGAAUGGCUAUGUUUGCAGCACUAGAAUGUCU
Telopea speciosissima is the source of this 1409-nucleotide messenger RNA. RefSeq names its product pentatricopeptide repeat-containing protein At2g17033. The transcript has 2 exons. Gene Ontology annotation, molecular function: protein binding. The coding region runs from base 47 to 1402 and encodes 451 amino acids. The record is from RefSeq and is a predicted model, not a curated record. NCBI's taxonomy places the organism in Eukaryota, Viridiplantae, Streptophyta, Magnoliopsida, Proteales, Proteaceae.